AUGGUAUCAGAGCGAGUCCGUAGCACGUCGCCAUACCGCCCUUAUCACUCUCCCGCGCCUUCCCAUUCGUCGCGCCUCCCUCUCCUCCCGUUUCUGACGGUCGCGCGCCCAUUUCCGCCCAAAGCGCGCCCUGCCGUCCCCCCCCUUCCCCCGUCCCGUCGCGCGCGCAUUGCGCUCCCACAGCCGCGCGCGCUAAGCACCGUCCAGCAGCGCGCGCGCCUGCCCUUCCUUGUGGCGCGCCCCGCCCUUCCUCAAUCCGCCCCUUCCCUCACCCUCCUCCUCCUUCCCUCUCUCCUUUGUGCUUCCCCCCACUACCUCACCUCUUCCUCCUCCUAUUUUCUCUCCAUCUGCUGCGGCUCGCAGCUCCUUGUGGCGCGCCCUGCCCUUCCCACAAUCCGCCCCUUCACCCUCCUCCUCCUCUCCUCUCUCCCACUAGUUCCCUCUCCACUAUCUCACCCCUCCUCCACCUCUUUCCUCUCUUCAUCUGCUGCAGCUGGGAGCUGA
Molecule: messenger RNA, 504 nt
Organism: Closterium sp. Naga37s-1
Lineage: Eukaryota; Viridiplantae; Streptophyta; Zygnematophyceae; Desmidiales; Closteriaceae
Source: the annotation of a GenBank genome assembly